UCUGCACUUGCAUUCUGCUCUUGCGUUCUGCUCUUGCGUUCUGCACCUCCUGCCUGCACCUCCUGCUCGCACCCCUUCUCCCUCUGCCUCGCCAUGUCCUUCCGCGCCCCCAUCCUCCUGGCCCGCUCUCGCUUCGUGCCUGUCGCCGCCCGCUCCGUGGCUCUGGCCCGCCCCAUCGUUCCCGUUGCCCACUCGCUGCGCCGGUUCACCACCGAGCAGACCAAGGAGGAGCCCAAAAAGUCCGGCAACGGCACCUUCUGGUUCCUCGCUGCCGCUGCUGCUGCCGCCGGUGGAUACUACUACUACACCACCCAGGAGAAGCAGGAGGCUGCUCCCGCUGCCGCUCCUCCCAAGCCCCUGGACUACAAGGAGGUCUACAAGGCCAUUGCCGAUCUCCUGGAUGACAACGACUAUGACGACGGCUCCUUCGGCCCCGUCUUUGUCCGCCUCGCCUGGCACGCUGCCGGCACCUAUGACAAGACCACCGGCACCGGCGGUUCCAACGGUGCCACCAUGAGAUUCAACCCCGAGGCUUCUCACGGCGCCAACAACGGUCUCAACGUUGCCCGCCAGCGCCUCGAGAAGGUCAAGGAGCAGUUCCCCCAGAUCUCCUACUCUGAUCUGUGGUCCCUUGCCGGUGUGGUCGCUAUCCAGGAGAUGGGCGGCCCCACCAUCAAGUGGAGACCCGGCCGCUCCGACGCCGCUUCGGCCGAGGCCUGCACUCCCGAUGGCCGCCUCCCUGACGCCAGCCAGGCCCAGGACCAUCUCCGCAGUAUCUUUUACCGCAUGGGUUUCAACGAUCAGGAGAUUGUUGCUCUCUCUGGCGCCCACGCCCUUGGCCGCUGCCACACCGACCGCAGUGGCUUCGAAGGACCCUGGACCUUCUCCCCCAUCACCUUCUCCAACGACUACUUCAAGCUUCUUCUGAGCGAGCGCUGGAUCGACCGCAAGUGGGAUGGCCCCAAGCAGCUUGCUGACAAGAAGACCGGCUCCCUCAUGAUGCUUCCCACCGACAUUUCCCUGAUCAAGGAUCGCGUCUUCUACAAGUUUGUCCAGCUGUACGCCAAGGACCAGGACAAGUUCUUUGAGGACUUUGCCGCCGUCUUCCAGAAACUGGAGGAGCUCGGUGUCCCGUUCGCUGCUGACGCCCCCGUCUACGAGUUCCCUCGCCUCUAGAUGACAUGCGUGUCUCCUGCCUGCCCUGAAGCAGGUUUAAUGUCCAUACCAGUGCAACCCCCCUCCUUGACUCGAGAGCUGGGCGACACCACUGGAUUGCUUCCUCCUCUUCCUUUAUCUCAUCCGCCGCUUGCUUGCUUGCUACUUUUGCUCCUUUGCUGAGAUCCGAGCCUCUUAUCCUCACAACGAAGCAGGGGGUCGUCCUUGGAAGAAAUCCACACGACUGGUGUCGGGUUGUGAAUGUAUUCGUUCGGAGGCCCGUGUUCUGCAAUCGCGCUUCACCUCGUCCUCCAUCCUGUUUUGGAUUCGCUCUCUUGUUUUGUUUGUGUGUUUGCUCACGGAGUAAAGCCAGAUUUUUGUACAUA
Messenger RNA from Polychytrium aggregatum, 1541 nucleotides. Its product is annotated as heme peroxidase. The transcript is spliced from 4 exons. Gene Ontology annotation, biological process: response to reactive oxygen species; cellular response to oxidative stress; hydrogen peroxide catabolic process. Gene Ontology annotation, molecular function: peroxidase activity; heme binding. Bases 94 to 1176 code for a protein of 360 amino acids. The record is from RefSeq and is a predicted model, not a curated record. Lineage: Eukaryota; Fungi; Chytridiomycota; Chytridiomycetes; Polychytriales.